AUGCAUGGGAUUUUGUCAUUGACGGCGCUGGCAGGUGUGGUUGCUACAGCAUCAUGUUCUAUUGUCCCAAUCCUCGAGGACUCUGUCCGCGCGGUUCUGUCUCACGCGCCGGAAGCCCCCGCGGCACCAGGCCCGCUGACGAAUGAGCUUUUUGUGCCGCCGUGGUUGCUUGAGCUUCUUGUCUCAGGAACAAUCCCCGCGACGAGUUCAUCGGAAGCCAUCACGCCCGAUCCUACCACCACUCCUACUGAGGAGACAAGCAGUAGUACGAGCACAUUGACAAGCACGACUACAAGCUCUUCCAGUACUCAAGUGCCCGACACCGCAAGCUCAAUCAGCAGCACAACCAGCAAACCUACAGCUCCUCCGAUCCCCAGCCCGGGUGUGCAAGCACCGGCUACAAAGACAUGUCCUGGCACCACAAAGCAGUCCGCGGGAACUUACUGGCUGGACGAACAAGAUCAUACGGAAGCCGGUGCUGGCUAUGCGCCGUACGCCGGCGGCUCCAAAGUCUACCCUGUAUAUCGUAAUGUAUUGACCUACGGAGCCCAGAACGAUGGCUCCGGCGACCAAACGGCAAAGAUCCAAAAAGCGAUCGAGGACGAUGGCAAUGGCGGCAGCCGCAAGGGCCAGGGUGUGACUCGUUAUCCGGCAGAGAUCUUUCUCCCAGCCGGUGUCUACCAGCUCGAGAGCACGCUCUACUUGACUGUAGGAACGAUCAUCGUCGGUGAUCCACAAAACCCGCCCAUUAUUCGAGCUGGUCCGAACUUUAACGGCCAGUUCCUGGUUAUGGGAUACGAUCAAUCAAGUGGACACCCGGAGACAAGCUUCAUGACCCUGGUCAAGAACGUGAUCCUGGAUACAACGGGAGCGUCUGGUCUGACGAAUGUUGAGAUUCGGAUGCCGACCAACUCGAAGACUCAUACUGGUAUUGAUAUAAACGCUGGCUCUACGAUCGCGAUUACGGAUGUGACUAUCACCGGUGGCGCGACUGGUAUCAUCAACUCGAACCAGCAGGUCAACUUCAAGAACGUUUACUUCAGGUCCUGCGGCACCGCAUUUGAUGCGAAGGGCGGGUGGACGGUCCUGCUGCAGGGCGCCACUUUUGAAUCAUGUGGGCAUGGCAUCAAUAUGACUAGCAAUGCCCUUGGCAGUUUGGUCCUCCUAGACUCUGUUUCAACAGGCUCCGGCCCUGUCGUGAAUUUCCACGACUCCUCGCACGAUAACGGAUACCAAAACAGCCAACUCCUGAUCCAGAACCUGAACCACGACACCAAUAAUCCGAUUGCCGUAGGCAGUGACGGACAGGUCCAUCUCGCUGCCACAAAUCAUGUUGACACCUGGCUAUGGGGGUCGCUUGUCGAGGGCUCUUACGAAACUGGUGCUACGCAUUCCACUCAGCGAUCUGCCGCUUUGCUCGCGAAUGACAAGUUCUUCACGAAGAAACAGCCUACCUAUGCCGAACACAGCAAAGAGGACAUUGUCAACGUCAAGGCCGUACCAGGAUUCACCGUCAAGGGCGAUGGCCAGACAGAUGACACAGCUGCGUUGAACGCAAUCCUCCUCCAGAAUGCCAACAACUUGAUCUCUGGCUUCGGCCCAAACUUCAAGGAUGAGAACAGUCCCAAACCAGUAGUCCGCGUUGGCAAUCCUGGCGACGUCGGCGUGAUUGAGAUCCAAGAUAUGCGAUUCAGCGUGGCUGAGAUCCUCCCCGGAGCCAAGAUCAUCGAGGUCAACGCCGCUGGUUCCCAACCCGGAGACGUCGGUCUCUGGAAUACCAUGGCUCUGGUGGGAGGAACAGCCGACACAAGUAUAUCUACCAAGUGCACGUCACAAGACACCAAGAACUGCAUGGCGGCAUUCAUGGUCAUGCAUCUCACAGCCACCUCCUCGGCCUACAUCGAGAACUUCUGGGGCUGGACAGCCGACCACAACCUCGACGGCGGGUCCGCUCUCACAGUCAUUUCCACAGGCCGGGGUAUCCUCGUCGAGGCGACCAAGGGGACAUGGCUCACAGGCACCGGGUCCGAACACCACUGGCUGUACAACUAUAACUUCAACCGCGCCAGCAACGUCUACGCGGGCCUCCUACAAACCGAAACCCCCUAUAUGCAGGGAACCGGCGAGUCAGAAAUGGCCCCGGCCCCGUGGACCGCAGAAGCAGCCCUGGGAGACCCAGAUUUCACCUGGUGUGGCCCGAGCGACGCUAAAUGCCGCACUUCACUCGCGACAAACAUCCAAGGAGGAUCCGACAUCGCGCUGUACAAUUCUGCAGCGUGGGCGUUCUUCGACGGCGAAUGGAACGGGCUGUACAACGAGCCCUGCGAGGGCAAGUGCCAGUCCAACAUGAUGCGCGUAGCGGGCAACCCGCAGAACCUGGUGUGGUACUCGAUCAGCACGCGGGAGACAGAUGUGAUGGUGUUGGACGACAAGUCUAAUCCCCGUGAGGCUGAUCAUCCCGGUGGAUGGGAGGGGAUCAUCCAGGUCUACGGGGAAUUCUCUGCGUGA
Messenger RNA from Penicillium chermesinum, 2508 nucleotides. RefSeq names its product glycoside hydrolase family 55 protein. The record is from RefSeq and is a predicted model, not a curated record. The transcript has 6 exons. Lineage: Eukaryota; Fungi; Ascomycota; Eurotiomycetes; Eurotiales; Aspergillaceae. Gene Ontology annotation, molecular function: polygalacturonase activity. Bases 1 to 2508 code for a protein of 835 amino acids.